CUCUCAAAUUAGAAUUGUCUCUUUUCCAGAUAAAUCUUUGCAGUGAUCCGCUUGGGGUCUGGAGUUAUAAUUGAGAAUGGCUGCGAGGGUUGUGUUUGGCAUUCUAUUGCUGGCGUUGAUGGCGCAGCAGGCCGCAGCGGGGGGAAACGGCGACCAGGGGCGCAGCUGGCCCACGGAGUUGAAGGAGGAUUUUCAGUUUGAGCUCCGCAACAUCUACAGCAACCGGCAGAACGGCAGUCGCUACAACUUCCUCACCAAAUACCGCUAUCCCAGCAGCUCUGAGGCAUUCGAUUUCCGUGAGGCGGAAGAGUUAAUUCUGAAGUUCGUGCCUGCCGGUGGCAUGGGCAUCCCAGGCGACGCAUUCACUGAAGUCCUUUGCCUUGACAUCGCUAAGGCGCUCUGGGCGAAGUUUAACCUUGUCGGCUUGAGCUUCCGCAUUGAGGUGCAGGGUAUGUCGUCGGACGUCCGAAGUCACUACGCCUCCACCGUCACAGUGGGAGAUAUCGAACCUUGGGUCUCCCUCGUCAACAACUUCCCCGGCUGUGACGGCAUGGAUACGGACGAGGGCAACAAGGCCUGCCGCAUCUAUCCCACUUUGAACGGCAAGGACCGCGACCUGGUUGCCACUGCUGCUAAGAAGGCUGGCAAGCACGACAAGCCCAAGUACUGCGAUUUCUGCGGCUAAUCGCAUAUCACACAUGCACAUGGUGGUGAUCCUUCGUUUCUACUAGCGGUACAUCAAGACGUGGAUGAACGUAGCUGCCAGGAUGUGAGGCUUAAUUGUAUGGUCAAGCCGCAUAUGCAUUCUCUUUUGAUGUGUGUGAUCAUAGGCAAGCAUGUGUAUGGCGGUAAGGGUCUUACACAUGGCGGAAGUCAGUAGAGCAUCAUAGGCCAUCAUGCACAUGGGGAGGCCCGGGGGACUCAGUGCAGGUUAGUAUCGGGUCAGUUGCUGUCGGGAGGCGGAUGGUACAGCGCCACCUGCAUGCACUGAGUGGGAAGAGCUGGAGUCAUCACCUGAAGACAGUGAUGUGGUCAUCAAUGAAUUUCCUCUGGAACACAAGCAAACUCGUGGCUUGGUGGCUGUCCGUUGUAAUGAACACGCAAUUCU
Messenger RNA from Volvox carteri f. nagariensis, 1108 nucleotides. RefSeq lists its product as uncharacterized. The transcript has 4 exons. NCBI's taxonomy places the organism in Eukaryota, Viridiplantae, Chlorophyta, Chlorophyceae, Chlamydomonadales, Volvocaceae. The coding region runs from base 77 to 685 and encodes 202 amino acids. The record is from RefSeq and is a predicted model, not a curated record.